Molecule: messenger RNA, 360 nt
Organism: Leishmania mexicana MHOM/GT/2001/U1103
Lineage: Eukaryota; Euglenozoa; Kinetoplastea; Trypanosomatida; Trypanosomatidae
Product: putative ring-box protein
Exons: 1
Coding region: 1-360 (119 amino acids)
Biological process (GO): protein ubiquitination; ubiquitin-dependent protein catabolic process
Cellular component (GO): nucleus; cullin-RING ubiquitin ligase complex
Molecular function (GO): zinc ion binding; cullin family protein binding; ubiquitin protein ligase activity
Source: RefSeq, a predicted model, not a curated record
AUGUCAGCUGAACCCACUUCCACCACUGCCGCUGCUUCCAAUGCAGCACCACCACAAACUUCAAUGCCGGGAGACCGGCAACUCUUCACCGUGGAAGAGUUUUACCCGGUCUACUUCUCUGCCUGGGAGCGCGAGACGGGUCUGUGUAGCAUCUGCUGCAACCAAGUCGAGGGGCCGUGCGUCGUGUGCCAGAGCAACGCGGAGGCCACCUCGGCGGAGUGCAGCAUCACAUGGGGCGAGUGCGGCCAUGCCUUCCAUACCCAUUGCAUUGAGAAAUGGCUGAAGACGCGGCCGGUGUGCCCCCUCGACAACAAGGAGUGGAAGGACCGCUCAGACUGGAACACCUCCGCCACCGUAUAG